Molecule: messenger RNA, 1539 nt
Organism: Mesorhabditis belari
Lineage: Eukaryota; Metazoa; Nematoda; Chromadorea; Rhabditida; Rhabditidae
Source: the annotation of a GenBank genome assembly
AUGGCCUCAGGAGAGUCACGCUUUUCCUCGCAAUUCAAAAAUGCAGGAAAAGAUCAAGAAGCGCUUCGGAAAAGUCGCGCUGAUGAAGUCGUCACAAUCAGAAAAGAUAAACGAGAGGAUUUACUCAGCAAGAGAAGGAAUUUAAAUGAUGGAGAAGAAGGUGCUGGAGGCUCAACGGUAGCGGCUCCAACCACCACAACCAGCAGUUUCGCAAAUUUCGACAUCGCCCAGUUGCACGCUCUCUUCAACGCCUUGGUGAAUGCUCCCGAUGAGGCGGCAAAAGAAUUGGCGUCAACUAAUCUGCAAGAAGCUGUGCAACAAAUCCGCAAAAUGCUAUCCACUGAGCGAAACCCACCCGUCGACCAAUUGAUCGCUAGCGGAGUACUUCCAGUUCUUGUAAAGUGCUUGGAAAAGGGAUUCAACGUUAACAUCCAAUUCGAGGCAGCUUGGGCUUUAACUAACAUUGCGUCAGGGACUUCGGAACAAACUGCUGCUGUGGUUGAUGCUGGAGCGAUCCCACUUUUCCUUGAACUUCUCACAUCGGAAAAUGUGAAUGUUUGUGAGCAAGCGGUUUGGGCUCUCGGAAAUAUCAUUGGUGAUGGGCCUCAUUACAGAGAUUAUUGUAUCCAACUUGGCCUGGUUCCGCCACUUCUUUCCUUCAUUCGUCCAGAAACGCCGAUCGGUUUCUUGAGAAAUGUCACCUGGGUGUUGGUCAACUUGUGCAGAAGCAAGCACCCACCUCCAUCUCCCGAAUUGGUGGCCGUUCUCCUACCAGCUCUUGCUCUCCUCGUUCACCAUGAAGACACCCACAUCCUCGUUGACACUGUUUGGGCCAUUUCCUAUUUAACUGAUGGAGGAAAUGAGCAAAUUCAAAUGGUCAUUGAGAGCAAUAUUGUCCCAACAGUUCAAACUGCGGCUCUUCGUGCUGUCGGAAAUAUUGUCACUGGAACUGAUGACCAAACACAACUCGUUCUUGACUGUGGUGUCUUGAAUCAUAUGGGCACCUUGCUUCAUCACCCGAAGGACAAGAUUAAUAAGGAAGCCGCAUGGUUCUUGUCGAAUAUCACUGCUGGAAAUGUUCAACAAGUUCAAAUGGUUAUUGACGCUGGACUACUCCCAAUUCUCAUCGAAUUACUCUCCGAAGGAGACUUUCAAACGCAGAAAGAAUCAGCUUGGGCUUUAUCAAAUGUCACAAUCUCUGGAAAUCCACAACAAGUAGCCUCAAUGGUUCAAAUGGGAGUCGUACCACCAAUGUGCAGAUUACUGGAAAUCAAAGAUACUCAAAUUAUCAAUGUUGUUCUUGAUGGAUUGCAAAACAUUUUGAAGAUGGCUGGUGAUGAUCAUUUGGGAAUUUGCACAAUGAUUGAAGAAUGCGGUGGAUUGGAUAAAAUCGAGCAAUUGCAAAAUCAUGAGAAUGAAGAGAUUUACAAAAUCGCUUAUGAGAUCAUCGAUCAUUAUUUCAGUGCUGAUGAAGAGGAGCCACAACCGGGCACAGCUGGAGAAGGCUUCAGUCAACAACCGCCAACCGAAUGGAACUUC